AAGCGAGAGUUUGAGGCGAGAAGACCUUGCAAAACGGAUAAUUCAUUGUUUACAACCGAAGUGAAAGGCGAAGAAAAAGAAGAAGAAAAGCAAAGUUUAAACCGUAGAAUUCAAAUUGCAUUGAAACGUUUUUUUUUCUGCUAAAUAAAUAAAAAGAAUUCUAAAUUCGAACAAAUUAGGAAAGAGUGCAAAGUAAAGUGCGCGAAUAUUUUUGGAAAUAUAAUUUGCAAAGUGCAAAAAGAAAUGUAUUUAAAUACACAAAAAAUGAGUUUACCCAGGACAUUACUAGCCGUGUUGCUCAGCUAUGUCACACUGGACACACUAGUGGCGCCACAGCAAAUGCAGGUGCAAGGCUAUGCCAUUGGACAGUCAAAGUAUGGGCGCAUAGAGAAAUUUCCCUAUCAAGUCAUGUUGAUUGGCAAACAGUUGUGGCGCAAACGCAUACUCUGCGGUGGCACAUUACUCAAUCAGCGUUGGAUACUCACUGCCGGUCACUGCACCAUGGGCGUCACACAUUUCGACAUCUAUUUGGGCGCACUGACCAUUGAAGAUGCCGCCGAAACGGGUCGCCUGGUAUUGCGCUCCAACAAAUUCAUUGUACACGAACAUUUCAAUCCCGAAACCGCCGCCAAUGAUAUAGCGCUGGUCAAGCUGCCCAUUGAUGUGGCAUUUACAGCGCGCAUACAACCUGCUAUACUGCCAUAUGUCAAUCGCAAUGAUCCACUCACCGGCGCCAAGGUAGUGGCCACCGGUUGGGGUGCCAACAGCGAAAUGUCCAAUUAUAAUCCCAUGCAAUAUACCGAGCUGCGUGUGAUAUCCAAUCAGGAAUGUGCAAAUGAAUUUGAUGUGAUCACAAAUGGUGUGCUCUGCGCUAAAGGCUUGCGCGAUGAGACAGUAUGCUCCGGCGACUCUGGUGGUCCGUUGGUGUUGAAGAAUACACAAGUGGUGGUGGGUAUCACCAGUUUUGGACCAGCCGAUGGUUGUGAGACAAAUAUUCCCGGUGGUUUUACGCGUGUCACGCAUUAUUUGGAUUGGAUUGAAGUCAAAACGGGCAGAUUGAGUGAAAGAGUGCAACAGCAAAGACAACAGCAAUUGCAGCUGCUGAGGCAACAACAACAAGUGCAGCAAGUGCAACGUCUACAACAGUUGCCACAAGCGUCAAUGCGCGGCGUCGUGCGUGUUAAUGAGAAUGUCGUGUAAUAUCGGGUUUUAGCACGAGAGAAAGGGAUUUGGGGUUUUCAAAACACAAAAUUUUUUAGGGGGGUAUAAAAAAAUUCGUAUUUCGACUGACUGAUGUAAACAAAGCUUUAAUUAGUGAUUUUUAGCUCGUAUUUAUUAUUAUUUAUAAAUUAUGUAAAUACUUUCGUUCCAAAAAAAAAAAAAAAAAAAAAA
Molecule: messenger RNA, 1392 nt
Organism: Ceratitis capitata (Mediterranean fruit fly)
Lineage: Eukaryota; Metazoa; Arthropoda; Insecta; Diptera; Tephritidae
Product: brachyurin
Exons: 1
Coding region: 244-1200 (318 amino acids)
Biological process (GO): proteolysis
Molecular function (GO): serine-type endopeptidase activity
Source: RefSeq, a predicted model, not a curated record